GCUCGGACAGGUAAGGGUUCUCGGCCAGGCCCUUCCCCGGCACCACCAUGAAGCUCUUCACGGCGGCUGUUCUGCUGAUCACGGUCUGCAGCCUGGAAGGCGCUGUGGUUCGGCGACAGGCCCCGGAGCCGGCCCAGCUGGAGGGGCUAGUGACUCAGUACCUGCAGAGCAUGUCCAGCUAUGGCAAGGAGCUAAUGGAGCGCGUGGGGGCCCCGGAGCUGCCCAACCAGGCCAGGGCCUACUGGGAGAAGACGCAGGAGCAGCUGGCGCCCCUAGUGGAGAAGGCGAGAACAGACCUGCUCAGCCUCUUCAGCACCUUGCUGGACCGCAAACCCCAGUCGGCCGCCUAGUGAGAGGCCCGGAGCCCCCCCGGAAACCGCCCCCUCAGCCCUUGUUUUCUACAAUAAACAUCAGAGGGGU
Messenger RNA from Sorex fumeus (smoky shrew), 420 nucleotides. RefSeq names its product apolipoprotein A2 (gene APOA2). Lineage: Eukaryota; Metazoa; Chordata; Mammalia; Eulipotyphla; Soricidae. Gene Ontology annotation, biological process: negative regulation of lipase activity; high-density lipoprotein particle assembly; triglyceride-rich lipoprotein particle remodeling. Gene Ontology annotation, molecular function: high-density lipoprotein particle receptor binding; high-density lipoprotein particle binding; phosphatidylcholine binding. The coding region runs from base 48 to 350 and encodes 100 amino acids. Gene Ontology annotation, cellular component: very-low-density lipoprotein particle; spherical high-density lipoprotein particle; blood microparticle. The record is from RefSeq and is a predicted model, not a curated record. The transcript is spliced from 4 exons.